CUCCGCCAUCUUGUCAGUACUCUAGUUGUUUAAUAGCUCUAUGGAGUGGACUCGCUUCUGUUAUAAUAUGAGGUGAAAUCAUCGUUGCUUGGAGUCGGCCUAGGGCCUAGCCUAGGUCUGGAAUUUGUAAUGAAAACAUAUUUUUAGUGUAAAGGAUAGUAUCAUAUUGAGUGUAAGAUGGCUAGAAGAAAAAUAUCAGGUGAUUAUAGUGAGCCAGACACUGAAGAUAUUAGUACUUCGCUUGCAAGUGACCUAACUAACUCAUUAGACCUAAGCCUUAGCAAGGAAGCCAGUGAUUUCGAAGAGGUUCGCCCGAAGAAACGCUCCGCGGGUGCCUCAAAGAAAGUAACAAAACAGUUAAUAGAACGAAAACAGCUGCUGCAUGAUGUCCAACUUCUAAAAAUAGAAUUAUCACAAAAGAACCAGAUCAUUACCAAUUUAAAAGCCGAACAUAUGUCAAAGUUGGAAGAACUAGAAGAGAAACUAAAUGAUGCUCUACACAGAAAAAACAUUUUGCAAGCAAAAUUAGAAGCCCAGUUGAACCUUCAGAGAGAUGAGGCCAGCAGAAGACAAGAUAAAAUGAACACCGACUUGGAAAUGAUAGCAAGAAGACAAUUGAAUUUAGAGAAAACAAAUCAGGAACUACUACAGAGAGCGGGUAAUAUCCGAGAAUCAAUGGAGAAUUUAAAUUUAACUGAGGAUGAAUUCAUAGAACUAAAAGCCAAGAAUGACACAGAGCUUUCUCUUAGAGACUUUGUGGCAGUAAGUAACCAACACAUUUGACUUUUUUUAGUGCAGUCAGA
Molecule: messenger RNA, 803 nt
Organism: Anneissia japonica
Lineage: Eukaryota; Metazoa; Echinodermata; Crinoidea; Comatulida; Comatulidae
Product: progesterone-induced-blocking factor 1-like
Exons: 1
Coding region: 178-783 (201 amino acids)
Biological process (GO): cilium assembly
Cellular component (GO): centriolar satellite
Source: RefSeq, a predicted model, not a curated record